CGGAAAUUUCUGUGGCUUGUCACACAGACGUCAGAACUGCUUAUCAAUUGCUUCAACACGGAGAUUUCAGCCGUCUGAACCGUACGAACAGUGACAUAUUGUGGCCCAACGGUGCCACUUUCAGAAUAUGCCCCCAUUUUUGGAAAGAAUUUACCCCGCUAAGGGGGCAAGGAAUUUGGGCGUAUAAAAGCUCUAGGGCCUCCCUCUUUCUCCCGCUUCGAAAUUAUAUUGAUUUAAACAUUGGGGGCUUGUCUUUUUUUCAUUCCCAAUUGACAACUUAUCCUGACUGAUUUCAAUAUUCGACAACUUCACAGGAUGUCAGUACCAUCAGGUCUCCCGAAAAUGGAAUACAGACGCCUGGGCUACUCUGGCCUCAAGGUUUCUGCUAUUUCCCUGGGCGGAUGGUUGACAUAUGGUGGGCAUGUCGAGAAUGAAAACACCUUUGCUUGCAUGAAAGCGGCCUACGAUAUCGGCAUAAAUUUCUUCGACUGUGCAGAAGGAUACAGCGAUGGAGAGUCCGAGAAAAUUAUGGGUCAAGCAAUCAAGAAGUUUGGUUGGAAGCGCAAUGAUCUUGUUAUAUCCACCAAGAUAUACUGGGGGGCUGCUUUUGGCGAAAAUCCAAUUAAUAAUGUCGGGCUUUCUCGAAAGCACGUUAUCGAGGGCGUCAAUGCCUCCCUUAAACGGUUGGACCUAGAAUACGUUGACUUGAUUUACGCUCAUCGACCUGACCGCGAUACACCCAUCGAAGAGACAGUUCGAGCCUUCAACCAUAUCAUCGACCAAGGGAAAGCCUUCUACUGGGGAACUUCUGAAUGGGAUGCGGACGAGAUCGCCUCUGCGUGGAGAGUUGCCGACAAAUUGGGAUUAAUUGGACCGAUUAUGGAACAGCCACAAUACAACAUGCUUGCUCGCACGAAAGUCGAAAAGGAAUUCCAGCACUUGUACGAAGAAACUGGACUGGGCUUAACCAUUUUCAGUCCCCUGAAAACGGGAAUCCUUACCGGGAAAUAUAAUGACGGGAUACCGAAAGAUUCGAGACUGGGGAGUAGUGAUGAUCCUUGGGUGAAGAGCAUGAAUGAGCGAUUUGGUGACGAAGCUUGGAAGAAGGACCUCGAUGUUGUGGCCAAAUUGAAACCGGUUGCUCAGAAGUUGGAUAUUUCUCUGGCUACAUUGGCGAUGGCUUGGGUGUUGAAGAACAAGAGAGUCAGUUCUGCGAUUACGGGGGCUAGUCGUCCACAACAGGUUUAUGACAGCGUGCAAGCCCUGUCUGCUCAGGAGAAGUUGACCCCGGACAUUUUGAAAGAGAUUGAUGGAAUACUCGGGAAUAAGCCAGCUGCGAUGACAAGAAGAUUCAACUAA
Hyaloscypha bicolor E is the source of this 1359-nucleotide messenger RNA. RefSeq names its product putative voltage-gated K channel beta subunit. The record is from RefSeq and is a predicted model, not a curated record. The coding region runs from base 316 to 1359 and encodes 347 amino acids. Lineage: Eukaryota; Fungi; Ascomycota; Leotiomycetes; Helotiales; Hyaloscyphaceae. The transcript is spliced from 3 exons.